AUGGGAGUAGACUCCACUUCCCUGUAUUUGAGUCAGACAUGCUACCUGCCUGUCAGGUUUCUUAACUUUCAGAGUCACCACACUGAAGACAAGCUACUUCCUGCAUUAGCGCUGAAUGCUGGCGCCGGAUCCAGUGCUACAACACCCAAUUUUCUUUAGCCAAAAGAACCCAAAGUUCACUGAUGUCAAACUAGACAAGCCAUAUGAGAACAAUCUGACAGAAGAAUAAUCAAACAAGAAUCUGAUCUUGGCACCAGACAGGUUUUGAUACUGAGGCACAUUUCAGGCCAGCCCAUGAGUAUUGAGGUUUGAUACCCAGCCCCAGUAUCAGCUGCCACGCUUUUUCUUUCACCUGAAACAUGUGUAGCUCAAAACACACACAUACACUCCGUUUAUUCACCCAUGACCACCCUGUUACACCCCGCACUUGGCAGGAUGCUUAUCUGGGCAGACAGCUUUGGGCGCAGGGAGCCAUCUCCUCUGAUCUCCUCCGCAGUUUAAGAACCUUUUAACUUAGAAAUAGCCCUCUGCCAAGCCUACCGCCUCUUGAUUUCGGCUUAUUCCCUCAUCUCACGGGACUGAUCUUCCGCCCCCAUUGCAAACCCUGCAGCAGCGUUAGCAGAACGGGAAAGAGCCGAUAGACAUCCUGGCUUUUGAGAUAUCCUCACCCUGGUGUAAUAGGAGACUUGUGAGUGGAUUUGAUGAGGGAGUGAAGUGCAGGUGGUUUGUCGAAUAGCAUGUAGGGCGUGCAUGUGUGCGUGCGUGCAUGCAUGCGUGUCUGUGUGCGUGCGUGCAUGCGUUCAGACACAUCUUCCUGCACCUUGACAGGGAUUGACCUCCUGGGCAUCACAGCCUCUUUUAGAACAGCUGGAUGACGGGUCACCGGGUUUUGGUUUGGAGAUAAUUUCCUACCACUGAUAGACAUCUGCUAAGUAGUACAAUAAGCUGAUAGGAGGAGAUGAGGGGAAAGGGGACAUGACAAACAAGCCAAAGACUUGCUCCUUCUGCUUCGCUCUUAAAGGCAAUAAUAGGAGAAAAUUGGUUCUUGAAAUUGAAUUGAAAAAAAGUGGGUCUCUUUCAGCGAAGCAUAAUGCCUCAGAAUACAUUUGGUGAGCAGCAAAUGGAGAAAAAUGGAGGGUAGUUACACGAUUGUCUUUCAUUUCAGAGAGGGGAAAACUGUGGAGGUAUCCCCUGUUAAGACUAGCUUUUAGUCUCAAUCUACGCCAUGUGUCCCUUUCCUCUCUCUCAACCACUAUCUUUUAACAAAUGGGCUGUGAGCAUGGGCUCGUUGUGAAAUUAGUAUCCUCACAGAGAGGACACAGAGAAAGGAUUAUGUGAAUAGCCAGUAAUGAGCUCAAAGUGCCAGUGUGUUUGGGCCAGGCCUGCCUGUGUGUGAGAGGAAAUGGCACUGCAAGCGACCUUUUUUGCUCAAGCACCUGGCAAGAAAUAGAGUGGCCCCACUCUUCCAUCUGCAGUGUGUGUGUGUGUGUGUGAAUAAGCUUGUGUGUGUGUGUGUGUGUGUGUGAGAGAGAGAGAGUAAGCACUGUGGAAUGAACAAGAAAUGACUAAAGAUUUAAUUUACUUACAUUCAUCAGGGAGAAGCUUUUUUAAAAAACAUCAUUUUCACACCGUCAGGUUUUGCGCUAAAGUGUUGUUUUGUGCUCCUUCUGACAGGUUAUAAAAAUACAUAUUUGACAUAGGGUGUUAAGUGUGUUAUACAAGCCUUGAGAUCUGAGGUCAAACUUAAUGUCUUGUGCAGAAUGUUUUAGCCUACUUAAAAAAGCUUUUUUUUGUGAGUGAAAGACUGAGUUCCUUGGAGGGAUGAUGCAUUUGUCUGUAACACCUGCUUCUAAUCUUUAAAUAUUCAAACCAGGAAAAGUCAGUCUACUUUAAUUAUAGGCAGUAAAUUGUGUUGUGUUUGUCUAUCAUGCUUCUAUUCUCCAUUUUUCAGUCCAUACAGGUUUUGCUUUAUCUGUGGAGGAAAGAAAUGUAUUUGUGACAAAUGGUGCAGUGAAACAGUGGCAGUAAACGGGGGGCCUUGUCAGUUCUUUUAACUUUAAAUUAUGCUACAGUAAAUUCAGUGUUUAAUCAGAAUAAUAAUCUCGAAUGUGAAUUAUCUGAAUUUUGAAAACUGCAAAUAAAUAUAUUGCACAUGUGUGAUGUAAUUUAAUCAAAUCACCUUUGUCAAAUACAUCAGGAACAUUAGUCAUUGGUAAAGGUUGGUUUGAUUCACAGCCUGUGUUAGUGUCGAUGUUUUUCGCUGGUGAUCUAUACUCGACUUUGUUCUUUAAAUGAGCAAGAACAGGAGCUGGCGCUUUAUAUACUGCCAUUAAUUUAUCUCGUAAUCAUUAUAAUUGCUUUCUUUCAUAUUAAAAUGAUAAUCUAUACAACUCAGUAAUGGACUGAUGGCAGGUGGCUAAAUGUUCAUUUAGUGAUUCACUGAGAAAAUAAAUAACAGAGGACAAGCCUGUGACAGGCGCAUGAGAAAUCAUUUUUCAAUAAUCUGCCACGCAUCAUGGCAGGAGACGGUGGCGCUGACAGCAUAGAUGAAAUAUUUGCCUCUGGUCUUUGUUUUAAUAUGGGAGGAGACCAACCCAGAAGGAAAUGAUAGUGUUUCAUAUCGAUGCAUUUUGGACCAGAGACUCAAACACAUUCAGAGCUAAGACUAAGGCCACAGUGGCUUGUGGGCUUCUGCAGCGUUUUAUUCAGUACAGUUAGAGCACAUUUUCCUGGAAACCAAAGUAUAUCUGCUAAGUGAAAUACAGAGGAGUGAAUCUCGAUCCUUAUCAUAUAAAAACACUUUCUGGACCAAAAUGCUUUGCUUUAGCCCUUCUCAUCUGGCACAUAAUCCAAGUAGAAGACUUUGUAAUCAGUCAUCAUUGUGCUAUGUGACACUGGUAUGUUGCUGAUGAAUGAUACCCUCCGUGCUACUCGAUUGUUGAGGUUCUUAGCGAGGGAGCUCUGGGUUUUCUUUUUUCUUUUUAUAUAUAUUUAUAUAUAAAAACUGUGUCCUGUGUUUCCACUGGGGCUGUGAUGGGCUUUUUGAGAGGAAACUAGCAGCAACUGCCUCCUGUUCCUGAGUGAAGGUGGCUGUGGGGAAAAGCGGGAGUGUAGAGCUGGAGAUUUAUGGCCUAGAGGGAGAUUGAUUAGUGCCGUCACUGGCCCUGAUGUACGGUUGGCAGUCUCUCCCUCCCACCCCAUUGCAUUCGCUCACACACACACACACACACAUACACAACCAUACACACUCACAACCAUACGGUUCAACACACAACUGCACAUACAUUCAGACACUGCUAAGUCCCCUAGGCCUCUCCUGACAGCCCCCCCAGAGCUGUUGCAUGUUAAGUUGUAGCAGACAGACUGCUGUUUUCUCAGCAUUACAAUUUUUUCUUUUUUUUUGCUGUCCAUAGAUAACGCCAUCAAUCACCACAUACACACUGCCCUGGAAGGAAUGUGUCUGAGUGUUGCCAUUUUCUGUGUGUGCCUGUGUGUUUGUUUUGAGGACGGUUUCAUAGACAGGAGAUGCGGUUGAAUGGCUGUGUGGAUGUGCUGUUUGAAGCUGAAGAGUGACUGGCCUGGACUGUGCUCUGAACCCGUGUCAACCGUGCUGCCCCAGUGCAGGUGUGUGUUUAUCAUUCAGCACACAGAGCUGAGAGGCAGGCAGCUGUGGGCAUGCGUUCCCAAUUAAAUCCUGGGUUGGCCCCAGAACUCCCCCGGCUGUAAUACUGUGCCCACCUCGCCAUGCUGGCCUGUCUGCAGAGGAGGCAAAACCCUCCACCCCAGCACCCGGUGUGUGCCAGCAAGACCCUGGAGCCCCCGCAAGCCCUCGGACGGAAAUGUGAUCUGGUGGCGCCCACACAUUCCCCACGCUACCCCACUGCGGCAGAACUUGACGCCUAUGCUCAGAAGACAGCCAACAGCCCUCUGUCCAUUAAGAUCUUCCCCACCAACAUCAGGGUUCCCCAGCACAAGCACCUUAACCGGACUGUGAAUGGAUAUGACACCACAGGGCAGCGCUAUAGUCCCUACCCACAUCUCCAUACAGGGGGCUACCAUGGCCUGCUUGCCAUUGUCAAGGCUUCCGCCUCAUCGUCAUCAUCAUCAACAUCUACAUUUGUCCCUUCUAAAGGUGUUCUCAAAAACUCUGAAGGCAGACGGACUAAGCUCUCUCCAGCCCACAUAGCUGUUGCCCCAUACCCACCCCCUAGUAGUAGCACUUUAGCUGGUGGCCAUGGCCAAAUGGUAUACCACACUGGGCCGUCAAAGCCUCCGGAAGGCCCUGGACUGUCUGUUCCCCCAAAUGUCACUGUAGCUGGCUCAGUGAUUCCUGUAACAGGGGGCAGGGGCCUGGCCCUGCCUGCACAGUCCAACCUCCCCUCCAUCCAGAGCAUCAUCUACCAGAUCAACCAGCAUUGCCAGGCCCAGGCUCUACAGCAGGUGUGCCAAGGGGCUGCCACUGCGCCGUCAAAUUCCAGCCCCUCCAAGCAGGGCACAACUGUCAUGGGGCUCUCUUCUAGCUCCUCAGGUGGAGGCUAUGUGGUAGGAAUGGGUCCCCAGGCUAAUAUGGUGUACACAGGGCCCGGGUUGCCAGCUCAAAAUGCCGAGGCAAUGAAGACUGGUGUGUACACAGAUGGUAUGGACUAUAUCCUUUGGCAGAAGCAUCAACAACAACAACAGCAGCAGCAGCAACAACAGGCUGUGCUCCGCAUGUACAGUGGAGGUAGCGGAGGAGGAGGUGCCAUAAGCAAGUCCCCUGAAACUUGUGCUCCAGGGGGUGGGAUUAUGGCGACCCAAGUGUCCUCCUCUUCCUCCAGACCUUACCACCUAACAGUGAGUGCCAGCGGAGGAGGCGGUCUGGAAAAAGUCAGUUCUUCCCCUUUGAACUGUGUGGGUAUGCAUGGAAAUUUUUCAGUGGGUCAAUACUUUGCCCCGCCGUGGAACAGUGUGCUGGUGACACCUGACAGUGACUGCUACAACCCCCAGGAGCUUUUGGGUUCCUCCACAGGAGGGCCAGCCACAGGGCACAGAGAGAUGGGCUACCCUCAUCACCAUCACCUUUACCACCACCACCAUCAUCAUCAUCACCCUGCUAUAGACAGCGGGGGAGGUUUGUGCUGCAGCCUGCCAAGCAAGAGCUUGUGCAACACAUCGGUGCUCAGCAGCAGCUUGCAGUCUUUGGAGUACCUGAUCAACGACAUCCACCCACCCUGCAUCAAGGAGCAGAUGCUUGGCAAAGGCUACGAGACUGUGUCAGUGCCACGUCUGUUAGACCACCAGCAUGCACACAUCCGCCUCCCUGUUUACAGAUAGAGGGGGAAAAAGAGGAGGAAGAGAAUCAAGAGUUGUGAAUUUAUGAAGAAAAUCAAAGUUACAGAACAGAGAUGUUUUUCUGGGUAUGGAUUGUUGAAAGUGGCAGUGCUUUAACUAGUGUGGGAGCUUAGAGAAGAGCAGUUGUUGUGCUGUGUGACCCUAGGUUUGGUGGUUUCAAGGCAGACUGUGGGAAUCCCAAAUAUGAAAGGUGGUAGCAUUUGCCAGUGGGAGAGAAAAGGGAUUUCAAGAUUCUCCAGAUGUUCCAUUGUGUGGUUUGCCAAUAGGAAUUUUGGAUUGAUUUUUCUUUCUUCUGUUUUUUUGUUGUUUUACUUGCCUGAACAUUUUUGAUGAGAAUCAUAGGUUGAACAUGAAGUGCAUACGCCACUCUUAUCCCCUUUCCAAAUACUAAGGAUGAAGCUACUGUGUAGAUUGUCACUGAAAUGGUCUGAAAAGGGCCGAAAUUUAGGGCUGCUCUCAAAAUCCAAAACUCUAUAACAGUACGCAGAUAAACACACACAUAGACAAACACAUUAAGAUUCACAAAUGUACUGAUACACAAGGGGAGUAUAACUAUAGGCCGUACUUGGGUGGGUUUGUACAUGGAUCAUAAGGUUGAAUUAAAAAGAGUAGUACAACAUUAGUUAUUAUUGCUGUUAUAAUUGAUACAUAAAUUGCACUGCUUGAAUCUUGUUAACUUUGAAGUUUGGAAUUGGGUAGUUUGGAUAUGAUAUAUUUAAGAAACUUGAAAACUUGAACCUAUUUUUUGUUGUUUUAUAUAUUUGUAGGUAUAUUAUAUGCAUCGGCUGCUAUGGGGAAAAGUGUCUCAAAUGCUUUUUUUUUUCAUUAUUUUGUUUUUUCCACUUUUGUUUUUAUGAUUUAAUAAUUCCUCCUCAAGCUGAUGUGCAGUUUCUUAUGUCCUGGUGUGAGGCAUAGUCGCUGCUUUGGUUCUGUAAGAACCCGGUCAGAGAGCUCUUUUUCCUAACCAACACUGGAAUCUACAAUAAAUCUUGAAAAACUUAUUUAAGAAGAAAAUGUCGCAAAAAAUACCAGAAAAAGAAAUGUUACAAUGAAGAAUGUGAUUGGGAGGUUAUCUGCAUAACCUUACGUGUUUGUUUAUGCGUGUAUGUGGCUGAGUGCAUGCGCGUGUGUGCAUUUUAGUUUGUGUUCUUCAAAAUCCUCAGACUUUUUUUUGGGGGGGGGGGGUUCAAUUGUGUCAUUACAAAAUUUGUACCACCAAGACCAAUAAAGGUAUUCACCAGUAUAUAAACAUCAUAAACAUCAUAUCUGAAUAAUGCAGGGGAGAUAUUUGGCAAAUCUUGCUCCCUUUUAGCGGAGGCUUUAGGUAUUCUCUGGAGCUAGAGUAGAGAUCAAGUUCUCACACGACUCCUGUAGUGACAAUGCUGCAUCCCUACUUCUGUCAAAUGUUAUCAUAAGGACAGAAAGGGAACAAAUGGAAGUCCUGUUUUUGGUGGUACUGUCCACCCCUAAUUCUGCAAACAAAGACAAAAUGAAAACAAUCAUGCCCUGUCCUCUGGUAUCAGAUGAAAUGAGAUGGGGCUCUCUGCUUUUCUCUGUCCAUUUUAGUCCCUGGUUGGGCCAAAUUUUGCCCGGGCCAGUCUUAACUUGAUGAUUCAGAGCAGUGAAAUAUUUAUUAUGACUGUGAGAUUCCCUUGAAUGUACUGCACUUAAAUUACUGCAAUGUUUUAUUGCCUUUUGGGACUCAAGUGAAAGAGAAAAAUUGGAUCAGUGCAGCAGUCCUCUGGUCUUAAAUUAGCAUUUCUUUUGUCCGUCAAAUUUCAAUGGUAAAUUGAAUUUAGUAACUGGAGAGAGAGAGAGAGCCGGAGCUUUGUUGUGGGGAAUUACUGGCAUCAGUCUAGAUUUAUGAAGUGCAAUUAUUAUGACUGUAUUAACAUUUUUCUCUGAGCUUACACCAAAAAAAUGUAAACUACAGUUGUCAAUACAUUCCCUGUGUACCACAUCCCUAAUCCCUAUCCUUUUUUGUUUUGAGGUGUAAAAUAAAUUUCUUUAAGAAUA
Messenger RNA from Scatophagus argus, 7347 nucleotides. RefSeq names its product family with sequence similarity 222 member A (gene fam222aa). The coding region runs from base 3745 to 5313 and encodes 522 amino acids. The transcript has 3 exons. Lineage: Eukaryota; Metazoa; Chordata; Actinopteri; Scatophagidae. The record is from RefSeq and is a predicted model, not a curated record.